AGGACCCGGAGAGGAGGAAGAAGAGGAGGCCAAGGGGAAGGGGAAGAAGAAGGGGAAGGGAGCCUCGGAGGCCGCCGCGCCUUCGAGCAGCCGGAGCUGGCCAGCUUGGCCGAGGGGGCUCCCUCCCCUCUGUCGGGGAUCUGGGCGGGACACACCAGGCGGAGACCCUCGGAGGCUCUUCCCAGGGGAUCGGGGCUCCGGCCCCGCCGCCAGGAUGCUGCCCUCGGUCUCCCUUCGGCCUCCCCUCGGCCUCCGGAGCGGAUCAGUCCCGGAGCGGAGGAGCCGCUGAGCCCCAGCCGGGGGUCUGCCGGGGAAGGCUAGGCCUCUUGGGCCCCGCGGGCGCCAUGCAGCACCCCUUGGACCUGGGCGCCGCCGCCCACUAUUUCCCCGCCGACCCCUUCGCCGACCCCCGACCCCACCGCUACCGGAGCUUUAUGAUCGAGGAGAUCCUGACGGACCACCCGGACGCCAAGGCGUCGCCCCCCGCGGGAGAGCUGCUCAAGUUCGGGGUGAAGGCGCUGCUCUCGGCCCGGCCCUACCCCAGCCCCCUCGGUACGUACCUCCGCCGCCGCUGCUGCCCCGGGCCUCAGCCCCGCCAGGAACCCCAAGGAGGGCCGCCUUCCCCCGCGGCUGGGGCCAGCCCUCCACAUCGCCUCUAUUGCCAAGCGGUUCUGAAAGCGGAGCAGGCGGCGGCCGUCUUCAAGUUUCCUCUGGCGCCGCUGGGCUGCUCGGGCCUGAGUCCGGCGGCUCUCUUGGCGGCAGGGUCCGGGCUCCAAGGGGGAUCCCCAGCCCCCCACCUGCCCCUCGAGCUCCAUUUCCGAGGGAAGCUGGAACCCGGGGCCGCCGGAGCCGCCUCCGAGGCCGGCAGCAAAGCCAAGAAAGGCCGUCGGAGCCGCACCGUCUUCACCGAGCUGCAGCUGAUGGGGCUGGAGAAGCGCUUCGAGAAGCAGAAGUACCUCUCCACGCCGGACAGGAUAGACCUGGCAGAAUCCCUGGGCCUGAGUCAACUGCAAGUGAAAACCUGGUACCAAAACAGGCGGAUGAAAUGGAAGAAAAUAGUGCUGCAAGGCGGAGGGCUGGAGUCGCCCACCAAGCCCAAAGGACGCCCGAAGAAGAACUCCAUCCCUUCGAGCGAGCAGCUGACGGAGCAAGAGAGGACGAAGGAGCUGGAGAGGCCGCCGGAGCUGAGUCUCGCUUCCCCGACCCAAGUCGGCCAGGAGGAAUGACCCACCGCCCCCGGGCCAGCCCUCCCCGCGGACUCGGAGGGCGAUGGGGCCCACCAAGGGCGGAAGGAAGACCCCUGGAGGACCAGGCGGACAUGCCUCCACGGGUCUGUUUUUGGGACCUCCAAGUGUGGGGCCUUGCAAAUCGACUAGACCUCAUUGAGGACCUCGUCCGGGAAUUGCCUCGGAGCCCACGCCCCACGGACACGAGGGCCCCGCAAACUGGUUUUGUUGCUCUGAAGCUGCCAGGAGGAAGAGGAAGAAGAGGAGAGAGAAACAAGCAGGGUGGCCUAAUGGUUAGUGGAGACUAUUCUUCCGCAUCGGUACCGUUGUAUUUCCUGGGCCUCCUCGUUGUCCUUAGGGAAGGGAAAGGCAUCCCCCGUUUGUCUCUCUGGGAAAGAGGGGCUUUCUUUGGUUUCUUUUUGGCCUUGGAGGGGGGGUGGGAUACAGGAGGGUUCUUGAGAUCCAAGGUUGUGCGGAGGAGUGUUCCUUAAAAUAUUAGACAUACGCAUUUUUUCCCAUUCGGUGUUUAAUUAAUAAGAAGAUAACGGAUUUUAUGUCAAUAAAAAUAUUUUAUGAACGGUU
Molecule: messenger RNA, 1808 nt
Organism: Sceloporus undulatus (fence lizard)
Lineage: Eukaryota; Metazoa; Chordata; Lepidosauria; Squamata; Phrynosomatidae
Gene: BARX1
Product: BARX homeobox 1
Exons: 4
Coding region: 345-1226 (293 amino acids)
Biological process (GO): regulation of transcription by RNA polymerase II
Cellular component (GO): nucleus
Molecular function (GO): RNA polymerase II transcription regulatory region sequence-specific DNA binding; DNA-binding transcription factor activity, RNA polymerase II-specific
Source: RefSeq, a predicted model, not a curated record